Messenger RNA from Rhagoletis pomonella (apple maggot), 338 nucleotides. RefSeq names its product histone H2A-like. NCBI's taxonomy places the organism in Eukaryota, Metazoa, Arthropoda, Insecta, Diptera, Tephritidae. The transcript has a single exon. Gene Ontology annotation, cellular component: nucleosome. Gene Ontology annotation, molecular function: structural constituent of chromatin; DNA binding; protein heterodimerization activity. The annotation marks the transcript as partial. The record is from RefSeq and is a predicted model, not a curated record.
AACAUCGAUUAUGCAGAACGUGUUGGUGCCGGCGCUCCAGUUUAUUUAGCUGCUGUUAUGGAAUAUUUGGCGGCUGAAGUACUUGAAUUGGCUGGUAAUGCUGCUCGUGAUAACAAAAAGACCAGAAUCAUUCCACGUCAUUUACAAUUGGCCAUCCGCAAUGAUGAGGAAUUGAAUAAACUGCUGUCUGGUGUGACCAUUGCUCAAGGUGGUGUUUUGCCUAACAUUCAAGCUGUACUUUUGCCCAAGAAAACCGAAAAGAAAGCUUAAAGUGUACAUUGCAGUCAAUUUAAACAUUUCAUCCACGCAACAAAACCGUCCUUUUCAGGACGACAAAA